UGUAGAAUUAUAUAUACCCACAUGAUGCGUAAUAUUUUCUUGCAUCUCCUGCCUUAAUUCACCACCCUUUAGUGGAAAAAAAUGUUGAGUGAAAAAAUGGUGGCGGGGAGCGGGGUUUAUCAGAAACAUGGCGGAGAAGCUGGCGGCGAUUCGAUCCUCAGCGGGUUUGGGUCGUCUUCGGGUUCAUCGACGGACGAGACAUGUGAACGGGAGGAGUCUCUUGACGAAUUAACUCGCCACAUAACUGCGAACAUGUUCAUGGAUGAUGAUGAGAUGGAGAAAGGCAACCAACACAUAGCUACUCUGUUUCAACCAACCAAUGUUUUGGAGAAUCAGCAGGAGAAGAAAUACUACUGGAGGCAGAAGGAUGUGAAGGAGGCUGGAGAUGGCGGCGGAAGGGCGGUGGCACCGGACGGGUCGGGUAUGAGAGCUGUGUUUCCGGCAGGGAGCGGGUCGAGAAAGGGGUCAGUUGGGACCGGCGUUUUCAUCCCCCGAGUCACCGAUUCUCCGCCCAAUCACCACCACCGCAGGAAGCCAGGACGAGGCUCAAGAGUGAUCAUUCCAGAAAGGGUGCUCCAGUCUCUGAGGCAGCACCGUGAGAAUAGGAGUGCUAAUGAGGCGAGCCAGGCACCUCCAAAUGAAAAUGAGGAGGCUCCAAGCAAGGAAGUUGUGAACCAAAGCAAAAUGGACGAGGCGUGUGAUGAUGAGUUCCAUCUGCCUGAGGAAUGGAUUUAUUGAUCUAUCCAAAGAGAGGCUAGUAGAAGUUAAAAUAUUUGUUUAAAACAUCUUAUAAUAAAAGACGAGCGAAGACGAGGGGCAGCUGAAACCUUUGUCAAAUAAGAGGUGAUCGCUUGAGGAAACAUUUAAUAAUAUAUUUAAUAAUUAGUUGUAUCAAAUAAGAGUGUAUCCUUUGUCGUCCCAGUCCUGGCUCACCCGAGAUUUCUGAGAUUUGUCAAAAUAAAAAUAAGAGUAUGAGUACUCAUGUUUCCUUUUCUUCUGAGAGGCAGUAUUGGUUUAUGUACUGGAUCAUAAAGUAAUGUUACAAUAAUUUCUCUA
This is a messenger RNA of Daucus carota subsp. sativus, 1056 nucleotides long. RefSeq lists its product as uncharacterized. Lineage: Eukaryota; Viridiplantae; Streptophyta; Magnoliopsida; Apiales; Apiaceae. The coding region runs from base 82 to 738 and encodes 218 amino acids. The record is from RefSeq and is a predicted model, not a curated record. The transcript has 3 exons.